Molecule: messenger RNA, 864 nt
Organism: Ipomoea triloba (trilobed morning glory)
Lineage: Eukaryota; Viridiplantae; Streptophyta; Magnoliopsida; Solanales; Convolvulaceae
Product: secoisolariciresinol dehydrogenase-like
Exons: 2
Coding region: 1-840 (279 amino acids)
Source: RefSeq, a predicted model, not a curated record
AUGUCUAAAAACCAGUCCUCAAAUGCUUCUAUCAUGAAAAGGCUAGAAGGUAAAGUAGCCUUGAUAACGGGUGGCGCCAGCGGGAUUGGCGAGUGCACGGCGAGGCUAUUCGUUAAGCACGGCGCAAAAGUGAUCAUCGCCGACAUCCAGGACGAGUUAGGCCAAUCCAUCUGCGACGAAAUACGCGACGCAAACGCCCUGUGCUACGUCCAUUGCGACGUCAAACUCGAGGCGGACGUUGAAAACGCCGUCAACUUUGCCGUGGCCAAGCACGGCAAGCUCGACAUCAUGUUCAGCAACGCCGGCACCGGCGGAAGGAUAGACGCCGCCAUCCAAGAAACCGACUACGACAACUUUCGUCACGUCUUCGAUGUCAACGUCUUCGGCUCGCUCGCGUGCGCGAAGCACGCCGCGAGAGUGAUGAUCCCAGCCAAGAAGGGCAGCAUCAUAUUCACGGCUAGCACGGCGGCGGUGACGAAUGGGGAUACGCCGUACUCGUACUUGGCGUCGAAGCACGCGGUGGUGGGGCUGGCGAAGAACUUGGGGGUGGAGAUGGGGAAGCAUGGGAUCAGAGCCAACUGUAUCUCGCCGUUUGGGGUGGCGACGCCGAUGCUGAUGAGUGGGCUUGGGAUGAAGGAUAAGGGGAAGGUUGAAGAGUUUGUGUGUGAAAUAGCCAACUUGAAAGGAGUGGUGUUGGAGGCGGAGGAUGUGGCGGAGGCGGCAAUGUUUUUGGGGAGUGAUGAGUCAAAAUAUAUAAGUGGAAUUAAUCUUGUGAUUGAUGGUGGAUAUAGCACUACCAAUGUUGCUCCAAGGGAAGCAUUAAACAAAUUGUUCUCUUGAUGCAUUUUUAUUUAACUUUCAAUG